Messenger RNA from Glycine soja, 3211 nucleotides. RefSeq lists its product as uncharacterized. The record is from RefSeq and is a predicted model, not a curated record. Lineage: Eukaryota; Viridiplantae; Streptophyta; Magnoliopsida; Fabales; Fabaceae. The coding region runs from base 1855 to 3072 and encodes 405 amino acids. The transcript is spliced from 2 exons.
GAUUGAACUCAAUUUUAAAUCGAAUCAGGAGUUGGAAGCUUCUGGUCCACCCUCAAAUUCAAAACCGAACCAACCAACCAACCCUUUUUUAUUUUGCUCGUGUUGAUCGCAAAUCCUCAUCUCUAUUCGUGUUGCAAUCCCCACUGCGCCACUUCCAGAAAAGGCAAGGAAAAGCCUCUAAGAGAGGAACCAGCCAAAAGCAUCUUGUUGGGGUCCAGGGGAGCCUGAAAGCAAAGAAGACCUGCACCAUUGGGCCUAGCAAUGGACUACAAGAGUGAACUUGACAUCACAUUUUCACCCAAAACCUUAAGGAAUUGGGUAUAUUGGUCUGUUCCCUUAUGUUACCUUCAUCUAGCCCAUUCUUAACUAAUGUGGAACUUCAAACAAACUUGAAUUUCCAACACAUGUUUAGUUCCACAGCCUUUCCUUGUUGGCGUUGAUAGCUUUUUCCUGUGUUUGCUAUGAUAGAUCAAUAACUAGAACAUUCCAAAUAUAAUGUUAUAGCUAAUAAUAGUUUUAUAGGAGUCUGCAGAGGUUUUUCUUUUUAAAUGCUGAGUUUUUUUUUUUUUUGUAAUAAACAGUGAUCUAUAUUUUCCUUUUGUUUUGAGUUUAUUAUUCUGUCACUAGCAAAGUGAAAGUUGGUAGCGUUCUAUAUAUGUUUUUUUCAAUACCUUUUCAUCUAUUUCAAGGCAACUAGGUUUUUGAAGCUUCGGUUUUCUUCCUCUGAAUAAAUAUUAUCCACAGAUAAAUACCUUCAUUACCUUGUGUCCUGCAUGUGAGUACCUUGUGAAAUUAAGUUUUCAGGCUUUUGUUGGAGACUUGCAGUAGCAGUAGAUAUCUGUAGUACAUAUCAAAUCUCAAAAUAUUUAAGUACACUUGGCUAUUUUACUAAAAAAUUGAACUUACCCCUCCUUACAAGGCAAAAGAAUAUAUGGGUGAAAUACAGGAAUGUUUAUGGGUUUUUUCCUUGUGGAUUGAUGUUUUUUUCUAGUGCUUAGAUGUCUCCUUCAGGUGACACAAUGCCAUUAGAUUUUAAGUAUUUAUUAACCAAAAUGAAGUUCUUCCAUUUGUUUUAAUUAAUUUGAAAUUUUGUAAUUGUCAAUACAAGUGUCCAAAGAAAGUGCUUGUUAUGUUUAUAAUUUUUUAAUGUACUAUUUAUUCCUGUUUAUGGAAUAUGUCGGAAUUAUAUAGGCAUGUUAAGUUGUUGAUAUCUAAAGUCGCAUCAGUAUUUAUAAGAAAAACGAACAUCUUGAACUUCUUGAUCCAUGAUUACUAGAAACUCAAUUAUGCAUUAUGUUCUAGUGCUUUCUGUGCCUUCUCAUUUCUUUUAAAUUUAUAAACUUUCUAUGCAUUUGACAUUUCAUUUUCACCAUGAAAUUCUAUCAAGCUCUGUUUACUUUUAUGUCUUGCUCCUAAAGAGCAUCUAAAAACAAGUGACCUUUUGGGCAUUAAUUGUCAAUGUUCUGAAAUUUUAAAAUGCUGUGAGUCAUGUAUGUAGUCCUCGGUGGCAAGCAUGAUAUCCUCUUUUGGUGUGUUUACACCGUAGAUUUGAUUAAUAUGAAGUGAUGUUUUUAACGUGACAGAUACACUGUGCUACUGUAUAUUAUGUUAGAUCAUGGUCAGUAGUAGUCAUUCCUGGUGAUAAUUUGCUCUUUUUCUAGUUCCAACUAACUAUGCUAGAUUCCUAGGUUGAUGAAAUCUUCAAAACCUCAAUAUUUGUGAAAAGAUACAAGAAUCAAUUACUCUUUUCUCGUAUACAAAUUGUGUCAGGAUAAAGAGGCAGAGAAUUUCUAUUUCAUUACGUAAUCUGUUUAAUUUUGGUUGCUUGAAAUAAGGCAGAUCUUGAAUUUCAAAAUGCCUAAAGUUAGAAGAUUGAAGUCCCCGUCUACUGAUUGUAAUAGACCAUAUCCUUACCCAUCCAACUCCAAAAACAUUGAGCUGCAUAAACCUAUGAAUUUGUUGGGAUCAGCUGAUGAAAUGAAAGAAUGGGAGCAGGCUAGAUGUCCUAUUUGCAUGGAAACCCCCCAUAAUGGUGUUCUUUUGAAAUGUUCUUCCUAUGAGAAGGGUUGUCUUCCUUACAUGUGCAAUACCAGUUACCGCCACUCCAACUGCCUUGACCAGUUUUGUAAGUCCUUUGCUUCUCAUCUCUCAUCAGAAGUACUGCAAGAAAUUCCUGUCACAGGCAGACUCUCUCAUAGUAGAGAAAUUCAGUCAGAGUCUCGGCACCCCACUCAAUGUGGGAGCGAGUUACAACCAAAGCUCAUUUGCCCUCUUUGCCGUGGAGAAAUAUAUGGAUAUAUGGUUUUGGAGCCUGCUCGAAGGUAUAUGAAUUCUAAAUUAAGGAGUUGUUCUUCCGAAACAUGUGAAUUCCAGGGGACAUAUCCAGAACUCAGGAAGCAUGCUAGGUCUGAACAUCCUUCUGUUCGACCAUCAGAGGUGGAUCCCUCGCGACAGUGUGAUUGGAUAAGGAUGGAACAAGAAUGGGGCUUGGAAGAUCUUUUUAGCUCAAUCCAUGCAAGUUCUGAUGCAGAUUACAAUAGAGAUACCAUUUUGACUGGGGGUCUUGCUGACUUGAUGUCCUCGUUCUUGUAUGAAAUAUUUAUCUCUAUUGAAGAUGUUAACCGUAUGGCUAGUUUGUUGACUAAUUCAAGACACAGAGUGCCAUUAUAUGACAGAAGGUCUGGAACAACACACAGGGUAUCAAAUGAUACACAGACAAAUCAAUCAGCUCGAUGGAGAUCCAAUUUACCUUCAAUGCAUCAACUGGAGAGAAUUGCUAGGAGUAGAGUGAGAACCAAUUUUCCAUAUUUAUCAUCCCGUGAUCUUGAGGUAGAGGCAAAUCGUACGGCUAGAUGGAGAACAAAUAUGUCGUCUUUUAGAAUGCCUCGCAAUGAGCAUCAGUUUUAUAGAGACCUCAGUGCAGAGGUCACAUCUUCAACAAGGAUGCCUCGGGCCUCACAAGGUGCUCAAACUAAUCCCCAGAGCAACAUUUCUUCAUCUGGAAGUGGAAGGUUUCCUGGUCGUCAAUUACGCUGGCGUGAUCAAAGAUGGUCGACUAACAACCACCAAUGAUGAAUGGCAAUAGAUACUUCUGUUUCAUAUAAUUACAAAUGUUUACUUCUGCUAUCCAUUAUGUGGAUACUUCAAACUAUAAUUUAACUUCGUUUUAUUGGAGGAUUUGGUUCAAUGCAAUCGUUUUAUUUGAAUUUAA